Ceratina calcarata is the source of this 561-nucleotide messenger RNA. Its product is annotated as odorant receptor 4-like. Lineage: Eukaryota; Metazoa; Arthropoda; Insecta; Hymenoptera; Apidae. Bases 80 to 523 code for a protein of 147 amino acids. The record is from RefSeq and is a predicted model, not a curated record. Gene Ontology annotation, molecular function: odorant binding; olfactory receptor activity. Gene Ontology annotation, cellular component: plasma membrane. The transcript has 4 exons. Gene Ontology annotation, biological process: detection of chemical stimulus involved in sensory perception of smell; sensory perception of smell.
GCAUCACUUGCGCACAUUAAGGUAUUGUUCUUCGCGUAUUAUCAUAUAAAGAGUUUCGUCAUCAUUUUCUUUGUUAAAAAUGGUUUACGGAUUUGGAUAUAUUGGUUCUAGUUUUGUACAGUAUAUAGAAAGAGUAAUGAAUCUAGUAUGCCUCGUUGAGUUAGUGGGAUGUACGUUCAACAUGUGCAUGCUCGAAUAUUAUAUUAUUACGGAGAAGUCUAAGGAAACCGUAGCCUCGUAUAGCAUACUUUACGCGUCCAUGAGCUUUAAUAUAUUUAUAUUUUGUUAUAUCGGGGAGACCCUUACGGAACAGUGCAAAGAGAUCGGAGAGAGAGUGUACAUGACCGAGUGGUACCGAUUGCCUCCUAAAGUUGCUAUCGGUCUGGUCUUGAUCAUCUCAAGAUCGAGCGCGGUGACUAAAAUUACUGCCGGAAAACUGGUACAAAUAUCCAUCGCGACUUUCGGUGACGUGUUUAAGACAUCAUUCGCGUAUUUUAACAUGCUCCGUACCGUUGCUAUGUGAUAUAAUCAAAUUGUAAAUAAUACUACAUUAUCCUGUAC